CCUAUGGCAAGGUUUAUUCAGUGUUUGCCUGGAUUUGGCUAGCAGAAGGUGCUGGUUUCUACUUCUGGUGAAGAUCAGCCACUGGCUGAGGGUCCAGCCAGAGAACAAACGGAUUCGCUAGAGCCAAAUUGCCACUGUCUCCUUGAAUGUACCCGGCUUGCUGCUGUGUCCUGCCUGCUUAAUGAUAGCCUGAACUGAAUCCAAGCUUGGCCUCCUUUUGGACACUGUGAUUUGGCUAACUUCAAUAAAGAAGUUAGUUUUACUAUUUCUCAUAUUUUCUUCUGGGAUUCGGCAUCCCCUUCAACCUCGUCUUUCUGCGUGGGGGUUUCGUUGGCUGCUUCCAGCCACGUACCGAUACAGAAGAAGCUGCGUUUUGAAGACACCCUGGAGUUUGUAGGGUUUGAUGCGAAGAUGGCUGAGGAAUCCUCCUCUUCCUCCUCCUCAUCUUCACCAACUGCUGCAACAUCUCAGCAGCAGCAACUUAAAAAUAAGAGUAUACUAAUCUCUUCUGUGGCUUCGGUGCAUCACGCAAACGGCCUGGCUAAAUCUUCUACCACCGUCUCUAGCUUUGCUAACAGCAAGCCUGGCUCUGCUAAGAAGUUAGUGAUCAAGAACUUUAAAGAUAAGCCUAAAUUACCAGAAAACUACACAGAUGAAACAUGGCAAAAACUGAAGGAAGCAGUGGAAGCUAUCCAGAAUAGUACUUCAAUUAAGUACAAUUUAGAAGAACUCUAUCAGGCUGUAGAAAAUCUCUGUUCUUACAAGAUUUCUGCAAAUUUGUACAAACAGCUGAGACAGAUUUGUGAAGAUCACAUCAAAGCACAAAUUCAUCAGUUCAGAGAGGAUUCAUUGGAUAGUGUUCUUUUUCUGAAGAAGAUUGAUAGAUGCUGGCAGAACCACUGUAGACAAAUGAUCAUGAUCAGGAGCAUUUUUUUGUUUCUGGAUAGAACUUACGUUCUUCAGAAUUCAAUGCUACCCUCCAUUUGGGACAUGGGACUGGAAUUAUUUAGGGCCCACAUUAUAAGUGAUCAGAAAGUCCAAAAUAAGACCAUUGAUGGCAUUCUUCUGUUGAUUGAGAGGGAAAGGAAUGGUGAAGCAAUUGAUAGGAGUUUACUCCGAAGCCUCUUAAGCAUGCUAUCUGAUUUGCAAAUUUAUCAGGAUUCUUUUGAACAACGAUUUUUGGAAGAAACUAACCGGCUUUAUGCAGCCGAAGGCCAAAAAUUAAUGCAGGAAAGAGAGGUUCCUGAAUAUCUUCAUCAUGUUAACAAACGUCUAGAAGAAGAAGCAGACAGACUUAUUACUUACUUAGAUCAGACCACCCAGAAGUCAUUAAUUGCUACUGUAGAAAAACAACUUCUAGGUGAACACUUAACAGCAAUUCUUCAGAAAGGUUUAAAUAACCUUCUUGAUGAAAACCGAAUUCAAGAUUUAUCUCUUCUGUAUCAGCUCUUCAGUAGAGUUCGAGGUGGAGUUCAGGUUCUCCUGCAACAGUGGAUAGAGUACAUUAAGGCAUUUGGCAGCACUAUUGUAAUUAAUCCUGAAAAAGAUAAAACCAUGGUUCAGGAAUUGCUGGAUUUUAAAGAUAAGGUUGACCAUAUAAUAGAUAUCUGUUUUCUGAAGAAUGAAAAAUUUAUCAACGCCAUGAAAGAAGCAUUUGAAACAUUCAUUAACAAGAGACCAAACAAACCUGCUGAACUUAUAGCUAAAUACGUAGAUUCAAAACUUCGUGCUGGCAACAAAGAAGCUACGGAUGAAGAACUUGAAAAAAUGUUGGAUAAAAUUAUGAUCAUAUUUAGAUUUAUCUAUGGCAAGGAUGUUUUUGAGGCCUUCUAUAAGAAAGAUUUAGCCAAACGUCUGUUAGUUGGGAAGAGUGCAUCUGUAGAUGCUGAAAAAUCAAUGCUGUCCAAACUUAAACAUGAAUGUGGAGCUGCUUUCACCAGCAAACUUGAAGGAAUGUUUAAAGACAUGGAACUUUCUAAAGACAUCAUGAUUCAGUUCAAACAGGUCAUCCCCUGCAAACAGGCAGUGGAGCAAGUGAAAAACCGGAGACUUGGGCUGGCUGGUGGGUAUAUGCAGAACCAGAAUGUACCUGGGAAUAUUGAAUUAACUGUGAAUAUCCUGACAAUGGGUUACUGGCCAACAUAUGUGCCUAUGGAAGUGCAUUUACCACCAGAGAUGGUAAAACUUCAGGAGAUUUUUAAGACAUUUUACCUAGGCAAACAUAGUGGCAGGAAACUUCAGUGGCAGUCAACCCUAGGACACUGUGUGCUAAAGGCUGAAUUUAAAGAAGGUAAAAAAGAACUCCAGGUCUCUCUUUUUCAAACACUGGUGCUGCUAAUGUUUAAUGAAGGAGAGGAGUUCAGUUUAGAAGAGAUCAAGCAGGCUACUGGAAUAGAGGAUGGCGAGUUAAGGAGAACACUGCAGUCUUUGGCCUGUGGCAAAGCUAGAGUUCUGGCAAAAAAUCCAAAGGGCAAAGAUAUUGAAGAUGGUGACAAGUUCAUUUGUAAUGAUGAUUUCAAACACAAACUCUUCAGGAUAAAGAUCAAUCAAAUUCAGAUGAAAGAAACGGUUGAGGAACAAGCAAGCACUACAGAAAGAGUAUUUCAAGACAGACAGUAUCAAAUUGAUGCUGCAAUUGUUCGAAUAAUGAAGAUGAGGAAGACACUUAGCCACAAUCUCCUGGUUUCAGAAGUGUACAACCAGUUGAAAUUCCCAGUAAAGCCUGCUGAUCUUAAGAAGAGAAUAGAAUCCUUAAUUGACCGGGACUACAUGGAGAGAGAUAAAGAAAAUCCAAAUCAGUACAACUACAUUGCAUAAAAUUCUGGCCUUGGAGCAUUUUGUGUCUCAUGCUGUAGCCAGUGGAUAAACCUAACUUGUUGAUCCUGUAUUGUUUGACUUCUUUUAUACUACCAAUGACCAAAUGAAGCAGUGUAAUGGAAAUAGUUGAGUGGACAUUUUCAGUGGUUAACAUGCCCAUUAAAAGAGUAAUACUUAAAAGAAGAAUGUUGUCGAACUCUUUGCAUGUUAUUUAGUAUGAUGUGCAGAAAACUCUUAAGAAAGUACUCGGUCUUCAUGAUUCCUCUUUGGAACUGGGGAAGAGGUCCCUAUGGCUAUUAAAAACAUGGGAUUCUUAUACACCAUUAAUUAUGAAGCAAAGGUUUAUUUGCUUAAAAUGUCAUUUAAAGAUACUUAAACUGCAUGCAAGCUUUAUUUACUGUACAGAGUUCUGGAUGUAUUUAUCAAAUAGAAAAACCACCCUGGACUUGGCUGUUCACCUGUUUUGUGAUUUCCCUUGAAAAGAAAAAUAAGUUGUCAUAGCUAUUGAUAUUUUACUAAGUAAUGUUCUGUUACACUCAAAGGGAUGUUUUGAAAAAAUUUAUUUGAAAACAAGUUUUCAAGUAGAGGGCCAGUUGUUUAUAUAAUCUCUUGUAUAUACACAUCCUCAAAUGCUCCAUUUAUGGUUAUGGGAUGUGUGUAUACGACUUAGCCCUGAGUUUACUGUGCUGAUUAACAGGUACUUAUAAAAAUAGCUGAAAUAGAAAAUUGCUGAUCAUUUGUACUAGAAUGACACAAUAGGAGAGAAAAAUCCAACUCUUUCUUCAUAUUCAUACAAAUGAAUACAACAUAAACAUUGCAAAGGAGACCAAAAUCCACAUAUUUUAUAAGUUUUUACGCAACUAAAAAUUCCAUCAACUCGUUUUCAACUUCCUUUAGACUUUAAUGUUAUUUGAACAGUUUUGUCUUUAACUUGGACCAAUGAUAGAUUGUUACAGGCUAUAGCAUUCCUUUUUUUUUUCCUACCAAAGUUCUUUUGGAAGCACCCCAACUCCUUGUUGGUAAAUAAGCCUUUCCUAUCAUUUUUAUUCUAACUUCCUAAAGCCCUACAUGUAAAGGCCCUCCCUCAUUUUCUCCAUACAUCCCCUAGUUGGAAUUUUGAAUUCUAUGUCAUGUUAAUCUUAAUUCCUUUCAAAAUUGACGAGUUCUCAUAAUUAUCAGACACCUACUUUUCAGGGGUGCUGUUCAGACAUAGAAAAUAGCAAAAGUAUUGUUCUUCCAAGUUGAUAAUGCAAGUAAAAGGCUUCUCUUUACCACCAGUGGGUUUUUUUGUAGGUUUCUUGUUUUGUUUUGUUUUGUUUUCUUAAUUUGUUUUUCCUUAAAGCUUUGAAAUGAGGUGAUCAUGAAGGAAAAGCAGAACAUUGGGUUUUUUUAAAAUCAGAACUGCUUUAAUGCUUUUUGCACCAAUAUAUUUCCUGACUCUUUGGAGCCACGAGGAAGGAUACCGAGAACCUAGCCAGAGACUUGUUUUUUUCUGUCUGCUAUUGAUGUUUUCUUGAGUUCUCAAAGACCCAUAAACAGCUAUUUGAACAAAGUUGUCUGUGUCUAAUUGCACCAACGUGCACACUGUUGUGUAACAAUAUGUGGUAUUUCUAAUGCCUUCCUAAUUUCUUUUGAAUAGCCAUUACCUAUAUAUUCUCAGCUCUUUUGGUUUCCUUAUAUGAGCUCAUCUGACAAGGAAAUGCAACUAUUUUUGUGUGCCUUUCUCCAUACUGGGCCAUCUGCGUCAGUGUUCUAACUCAUCCCUGAUGGUAUCUGAGAUAUGUAGACCAUUCCAGAAGACUUGGUAGUAACUCUUAAAGAAUUUUUAUGUAGAAUUGUUCCUGUUAGAAGGAGACUCUUGGCGUCACCUUCAUCAUCUUCAGAGCUGGUCCCUUCCCUCAGGCUCUUAAUUUUUUGAAAACUUGAUGCUAGUUCAGCUGAAAAAAUUGGUUACAUUAAAAAACAAGUUGAAGGGAGCUGUUCAAGAACUUGAAAGAUAAUUGCAAACAUUGGAUAAUUGUGACUUUUCAGUUAUUCUGUAUCAGAUGAAUUUUUGUGCUCUUUUCCCUGUGUACGUGGUGGUUCUAUUUUUCUCCAAUAAAACUUUUAUUUAAAAAAAGUUUCUAGAGAAGACCUUUAAAAUUCAAAUGUUGAAGAAAGUUGUAAAACCAGAGACCUUAAAGUCUUCUUUCUAGUGAUUUCUUUUGCUGGAUUCAUAUCUAUUUUGUUAUUUUUUAAUAUUGUUUAAUUUUUGUGGUGAUUUAGUAAUAGUGCCAUAAGACUGUAGGAGAGGGGAGAAGGUAUGGUAAAGGGUGAGUAAAAUUCCCAGGAAUCCUCAAGGUGGCUAUAUAUUCUUAAAUUUCAUUUUUAGAAAAGUCAAGUAGAAGUAUAAACACUGUUUCAUUCAAAUCCUCUGAGUCAAAUAGUCAAUAUAUAAAGUUAAUAUUGACUUUACAUAAAGUCAAUAUGAAACUAGUCUAAAUGCACAUUGAGGGGAGAAUAAAAGAUUAAAUACUUUGGUUUUAGUUAUGGCUCUUGAUGGGCCUUUUCUGUUAUGAGUUCUGGGCCAUAUACUCUCACAGUAUUGUGCUCCUUGAGAACUUUACCAAACCAAGAAUCCUUUUUGAACCCAGUUCCUCAGUCUGCUGAAAGGCCUCAACAUGGUGUCUCGCCAUACUCUUGAAAUUAUGAUCUUGAACCUGUGUGUACAUUUUAGGAGAUCAGCUUAUUCUGUUUUGGCAUGUGCUUUUCAAGGAUUUCAGAAGUUGUUUGUUUUUUAAUUUUAGCAUUCAUAAGUUGUUUUUCUUUUUUUACAGUAGCUGGGUUUUUUGUUUGUUUUCAAGACCAUUCUGUUUAAAGCUGUGAAUGUCAAGAGUGUUACAAACAUGUUCUGUUCUCAUCUACAUAAGAUUGCCAAAACAAAUUGCUCAUAAAAAGAAAAGUGCAUUACUAAUGGGAAUUUGGAUAGUUAUGCUUUAUAUGGUAUUCAUGCUAGUGCUUCAGUAAUAUUUUUCAGGUUCCUACAAAAUUUUUGCUUUGUGUAUGAAUGAUGAAGAGAGUUGUUCACCUGGAAACACUUGGUUCAAAUUUAACACUUUGUUCAGUUAUUUUCCUUGAUAUUAAAACGGUUAAUUCAUUUUGAUCAGAUAUAUGAUAUAAUUUUAUAUUUAGCAAUCCUAUGAAUUUUUGUCUAGCAUGGUAAAAAAAUUAAAUCUAACCUUUUUUGUAAAAUCUUUUUUGAUGUAGGAUAUAAAAAGGUGCUACAGAGACACAUUAGAACUUAAUAGGUUUGCAAACUAUGAAAACAUCCUCAUACCCUCUAAUUCUUGUAAUA
Molecule: messenger RNA, 6151 nt
Organism: Artibeus jamaicensis (Jamaican fruit-eating bat)
Lineage: Eukaryota; Metazoa; Chordata; Mammalia; Chiroptera; Phyllostomidae
Gene: CUL4B
Product: cullin 4B
Exons: 22
Coding region: 412-2817 (801 amino acids)
Biological process (GO): DNA damage response; ubiquitin-dependent protein catabolic process; protein ubiquitination
Cellular component (GO): Cul4B-RING E3 ubiquitin ligase complex
Molecular function (GO): ubiquitin protein ligase binding
Source: RefSeq, a predicted model, not a curated record